Capsaspora owczarzaki ATCC 30864 is the source of this 3135-nucleotide messenger RNA. Its product is annotated as cell division control protein. The record is from RefSeq and is a predicted model, not a curated record. Gene Ontology annotation, molecular function: ATP binding; protein serine/threonine kinase activity. Gene Ontology annotation, biological process: peptidyl-serine phosphorylation; peptidyl-threonine phosphorylation. Bases 66 to 3101 code for a protein of 1011 amino acids. Lineage: Eukaryota; Filasterea; Ministeriida; Capsasporidae. The transcript is spliced from 4 exons.
UCUUUUUUGUGUGCGUCUGAGCAGCACAGCAAGCCACACAAACACAAGCACAAACACAAACACAAAUGGAGCUGCGCCAUGCCGCUGCGUCGCGCUUCCUCCCCCUCGAUUCGCAGAGCCAGCCACGCCGGCUCGGUGGCACGCGAUCCGAUGCCGCCCGUGUCGCGCAGGUGACUGCGGGACUGACUGCCCUGUACGAGCGGAUUCAGGCCCAGAGCAGGACGUCCUCGACCCGCGCCGACACUGCUGCUGCUGCUGCUGCUGCUACAGCUUCUGCUGCCUCGUUGGGAUUGCUGCAGUCGUCCGAACAGAGUGGGGUGCAGCGACCGCGCGGGUUUGAGACAGACCACGACGGCCACUUUGUCCUGUUGCCGUUGUUCGCAGCAACCGCGGCCGCGUCGUCAACCCAUCGCGCGCCGGCAUCGUCCGCGCCAGAGUACGCGGAGGGUGGACACGAGUCGCGCGACCUGUUUGGUGCCGCUGCAGGCAAGCGCGGCGGCGAGUCAGCGUCUGCAGGCAAGCCAGGCGAGGAUGGCGGCGCGUCGACAUUUUGGCGCCAAAAUCGAGCUCUCGCUCAGCAUGCUCAGACCUCAACGUCCAUGGAUGGCAGCAGGAAGGCCGACGCGUCUCAGAGCGCGAAUCGCAAUGCAUUGCAGAUCAAGAAAGAGAAAGAGGAAGAGGAAGAGGAAGAGGAAGAUGAUGACAAUGGCGAGCCCGACUGGCUGACCGCGUACCGUCAACAGCGUCCAACUGUCUCAGACGACGAGCCGGCUGUGCAUGCUGCAAGAAGGUCGCCGCUGAGCUCGCCUCGGACGCCGGUCAAGCAGCAACGGAGAGACUCGAGGCAUCCGACGCCGUCCCACGAACGCUCGUUGGCAGGACCUCCUUCGAAGCUACAGGCAACUCCGAAAAUUGCUCGAGAUUGCAUCUGCUUGCUGAACAGUCGCUACGCUUGCAUCAAACAGGUGGCAGAAGGGACAUUUGCCGUCAUGAUUCAAGCUGUCGAUACCUUCACCCACUCCAAUGCAGCAUUCCGCCUCCAUCCUCAGAGUUCCUCGCAGCCGACCUCCGACAUGGAUUGCGAUCGAAAAGCUGGCGUUUCCCCCCGCAACCUCCUGCCAUCGCCCUCUCAUCGCCAGCACGAGGCCUCACGCUUUGCCAUUCCACCGGGUUGCCGACGAGUGGCAAUCAAAAUCAUGCACAAGCCAUACGCUGCAAUUGGCGAGGAAGAAGCCAAGCACCUGCGUCGCUUAAACCUCGCCGACCGUUGCGGGUUUUCCCCUGUCGUUCGACUGUUAAACACUUUCACCGUCCUCAAUGACACGGUCUGGGUUUCUCGAGAACACGACCAGCUCCGCACCCCUCGGGGCCGUCCCUCCUCCAGUUACAGCAACACCAGUAACAACAACCACAACAACAACCACAACAACCACAACAGCGCUUCUCCAUUCGAGAAGGUGGAAACCCCGCUGCGAAAACUACACACCAUCCCGCCUGCCUCCGCUGCACACCAGAGCUCGCGCACUCUGCUAGGUGAAUGGGUUCAACAGCGUCCUGCCACUGCUGUCGCCAUGCAACGUCUGCGCAAGAUUGCAGCUCAGCUUCUGUCCGCCAUGAUUUUCCUUGAGGAUCAGGCCGUUAUUCACGCCGAUCUCAAACCCGAGAAUAUUCUCCGCUGCCCGCGCUCGCUGAUCGAUGACAGUAGUCUUGGGCAUGAGGUUGACCAUCCUUCCUUCUCGAUCAGACUGGUCGAUUUUGGCAACGCCGUGUCGUGCAAACCCGAGUUUUUGAGUCUUUAUCACGAGACGUUUGAACUGCAGACGCUCGUGUAUCGUGCACCGGAGGUUCUCUUUGGGUGCGAGUUUGGGUUUCAGAUUGACAUGUGGUCGGUCGGGUGCAUCCUGGCAGAACUCAGCCUGGGUCGUCCGAUCUUUUCGGGAGAUUCGCCCGCGAGUCUGGUCCAGUCGAUUUUCGAGCUGCUGGGUCCAUUUCCUCAAGCUCCCUUUGCGGCUGGCAAGUUUAAUGCUCAAUUUCAAGAGUUUCUCGAUGCGGGUCCAGCCCAGCUCGACGAUUCGCAAGAUCGCGAAGGCGAGGAAGCCAUGCGUAUCGCCCUGUUGCAAUCGCAGCGCUUGCUACGACUGUCAUCAAUGCUCGGUACACAUGAUAUCGCGUUUCUGAGUUUUAUCGAUGGCUUGCUCAAGUACAAUCCAGCUGAGCGCUUGACACCACAGGCAGCCUUGGGCCAUCCGUUCUUGGGCCCACUGUUCCCUUUUCGUAGCUUUCUUAGCAAAAAACCCUACCCACUGUCAGGCUGCGAGAGUGACGUGGUGUUUGACCAGCCUCUCUUGCGGCAGCGUGCAUUACUGGACACACGACCGGCGUGGCGUCAAACUGACUCGCACGUGUCGACAGGUCAAGCGACGUUGAACGUGCCCGAAGCGGAUGUGCCAGUGCCGAUGAAGGAAGAGGUUGUCGCGUCUGAGCACUGCGACGCGCUCUCUCCCCAUUCCCAUGACCAAGUGGAUACUGCUGAUAUUCCGGCACGUUUGGACACUGCAGUUGAAGACAACCUUGCGGCCGACGAUGGUUUGCCUCCGAUGGCAGAAGACGAGAGCUUUGCGGCAUUUGUCCUGGACGGCCCCUCUCCAGAUAAACAUGAUAUUAUGACUCGCUUGUCACUACUCACGUCAGCAUCGUCUGUCGCAUCCUUACCGGCAACUCUCGAUGAUCUCCCCGCCAUCCACGCCUCUCAAGCUCGCUUUUCGACAAUUCCCCCUGUCCCAGCCAUCCAGCUCAUUCAGCCCAUGCACGGAAGCGUUCACUCAAACGCUAAUCGAUCCUCUCCCGCUCAAGCCGUGCUGUCGAGCGACCCUCGACUGCACAGAGCGCUCAUUAAAGGUGCUUCACCGGGAUCUGGUGUUGAGCGAGGACGGUCUACCCCUGUCCAACUCGCUCCCUUGAAGCGCGCUUGGGAAGAUUCGCCUCAACCCGAGAUUGCCAAAAAGAUGCGGGCACUGGACGAUAACGUAGCCGCUGCAACAGCUGCGCCGGAGCGAGCCCAGAACGAUGACGAUGAGGACACUGUGGUGCUAUUGUCUUAAACCAGAGCGCACUGGGGGGUGUGCUACAGCUGCC